Phalaenopsis equestris is the source of this 454-nucleotide messenger RNA. RefSeq lists its product as uncharacterized. Bases 209 to 454 code for a protein of 81 amino acids. The transcript is spliced from 2 exons. The record is from RefSeq and is a predicted model, not a curated record. NCBI's taxonomy places the organism in Eukaryota, Viridiplantae, Streptophyta, Magnoliopsida, Asparagales, Orchidaceae.
UAGGUGGCCAAAACUAUAAAGAAAAGAAAAAGUGAGGACAUAAAAGCAGAGCCGCCUCCUCUCUCCACCCCCCUUCUUUUUUCUUCCUUUUUUUAACUCGUUCAAAUCUCUCUCCCUCCAUUACCACCACUCCACUUCUCUUAUACGGUGCCUUGCUUCCUCUUCCUCGCCCCAUAUCCUCCCCUCCCCUCCCCUCCCCUCGCCGGCGAUGGCGUCAUCAUCGUUAAAACUAGAGUGGGGUUUCCCCGAACACUACAUGGAAAAACGCCAGCUUUUCCUUCGCAGCUAUCAGUUCUCUCGAAAGCCGCCCGGGGGGGCGGCAGAGCGGCUCCGGAGCUCCACCGUGCGAGUCGGCCGACUCAUCUGCUUCCGCCUCCGUGCUGCCCGCCGCCUUCCUCGUCUCCUUUGGGCACGGCUGCGCUCCGCCCUAUGGGGCUUAUCAUUAAAGAUUUAA